AUGUAUGCGGCGGCCAACAUGGUCCGUGCACGAGCCUGUGGCAAGCUCGUGCUCGGUGACAAGGCGAACCCUCAGACGACUUUCCAUCUCAACGAGGGGCACGUCACCGACAUGUGUGAGAUCGGCGGGGACCUGCAGUCCCAGCGCGAUGUCCACUACGAGGUCAAGGUGCCUAGCGCCCUCACAAAGACGAGGCAGGCUGGGCAGGGCUCGGCGGCACACGGCGGAUGCUGUGCGUCACUGGGCCACAAGUUUGGCUUCGGCAACACCCUCGACCAAACCUUGCUCAAGGUUCUUGGGUGCAAAGAGCGCGGCCACAAGUCACAGGGCCCGCUCGUCCAUGCGACCGGCAAAGGCUGGGUCAAAGAGCACAAGGGACAGUACUACGACGCGCUCCAUGUCAAGAACGGAAUCGUCAAAAUUUGUCUCGUCGAAAGCCAGGGCGGCAUCGCGCCGCCGACCAAGAGAAUCAUCCACAACUUCGCCAAAGAGGUCGGCAGCCCGAGCGCCGUCGACCGCACCGACUACGGCACAGCCUCCGGCAGCGCCCGGGGCUUCGCCCAACACCACUCGCAACAGCUCUCGCGCGCCGCCGUCAGUGGCGAUGCGCAAAACAUCAACAACGCUGCUCGCAACAUGCGUGUCGCGCACUCAUUCAUGACCGGUAGCGUGCUAGCCACCCGUCACAAUUCGCGGCAUAUACCCGGGUGGCGACGCCCCCCGCUCGGCAUGCUCCCACAUAGCGGUCCACGCAAGCGCGACCGCGUCGUUGUGGUCAGGAGUACGACCGCGCUCCGCUGCGCGCUUAUCGUGGGGUCGCUCGUGCUAGCCUGCAUGCUCUUCGCUGCUUGGGAGGCUCGAACGAGUGCAGCCAGCACAGCCGCAGCACGCCGCGCCUCGGCCCUCGCGGCCCAUCACAACUCGCUAGCGCUCGUCCGCCGCGCGCUCGAGCUGCAGAUCGAGAUCGAGUCGCAUGAGGCUCGCGGCGGCGAUUUGCUGGCGCUCUACCUCCAGCUCGAUCGAGAGAGGCUGCCCGCACUCGAGGCCGCGGUCGAGGCGGCCCUCGACGGCUGCGACGGCUGCGUUUCGGGGAGACGGAACGUCUCGGCGCUGCUGCACGCAUUCCUCGGAGAGACGCACGCGCGCGCCCAAAAGGCGCUCGACGACAUCGACCGCAGAGGCACGCGCAGCCGCGAGCGCGCUCACCAGCUCGCCUCCGAGGUCGCAGCGAUCGCCCGGGCCGACCGAGAACGGCUUCGGUCUGAGCCGCUUGGUGCGGCCGACAUCGGUUGGGCGGUGGAUGCGGAGCUGCAGGUGCCGCUCCGCGCGCUCGCCGUCGCGCUGCGCAGGCCGAACGCGACGUUUGAGCUCGGUCCUGCCGCGCUGCGCGAGUGGGGCGAGGCGCUCACUGCAGCGAGGCGCGAGGGGAGGCCCACCGCAGCGACCCUCGGGCGGCUGGCCCGCCUCGUCGCCGCCGCGCCGAUCGAUCCGGGCCACCGCGGUCGCGCCGCGGUCCUCUCUGCUGCUCGGGCGGCUGGAGCGUCUGGAGUGGCGGUCCGGCAGGGCGAGGCGGCCGCGGGAGGCGAGGCCGGAGGCGAGGCUGGAGCG
Molecule: messenger RNA, 1608 nt
Organism: Emiliania huxleyi CCMP1516
Lineage: Eukaryota; Haptophyta; Isochrysidales; Noelaerhabdaceae
Exons: 2
Source: RefSeq, a predicted model, not a curated record